AAUCUUAUUACUAUUUGCCUAAGCCUUAUACUUAGCCCUCUGCUAUCUAACGCAUUUAAUUCUAGAUCUUUAUAUAUACUUAAGCAUAUAUAUAAAAGCUCCGACCGGUAUAGUAUCCUAAAUUACUUAUACGUAAUUAUUAAUGUAUAUAACUUAGCAGUUACGUAUAUUACAGCGGGUAAGAACGCUAAGGCAAACGGGAGGUACAUUAUAUCUUACGUAAAGUCAACGAGUAUGCUCGCUAUAGCUAAGCUAGUGUACCCGUUUUACAAGCAGGUAAGGCUAUUGCCGGCGAGAGCGAUGCCUAAGUUACUUAUCUAUUUAGCGGCACCGUUCCUAAACGUGUCUAAGCGAUGGGCGGAUAGAAACCUGGGUAUUAACUUUAAUUUAGACAAUAAGAGAAGUAAAGAGGAGUUGUAUAUUGUGUACCGGCCGUUGGAGGACACAUUUAGAGACUAUUACUUAUCUUACCUUGCUCGGCAAGAUGUACACUAA
Trichoderma harzianum CBS 226.95 is the source of this 495-nucleotide messenger RNA. RefSeq lists its product as hypothetical. Lineage: Eukaryota; Fungi; Ascomycota; Sordariomycetes; Hypocreales; Hypocreaceae. The record is from RefSeq and is a predicted model, not a curated record. The transcript has a single exon. The annotation marks the transcript as partial.